This is a messenger RNA of Neocloeon triangulifer, 3453 nucleotides long. It is a transcript of the gene mys, whose product is annotated as integrin beta-PS. Gene Ontology annotation, biological process: cell migration; cell-matrix adhesion; cell adhesion mediated by integrin. The record is from RefSeq and is a predicted model, not a curated record. Bases 180 to 2594 code for a protein of 804 amino acids. Gene Ontology annotation, molecular function: integrin binding. Lineage: Eukaryota; Metazoa; Arthropoda; Insecta; Ephemeroptera; Baetidae. The transcript is spliced from 14 exons. Gene Ontology annotation, cellular component: cell surface; integrin complex; focal adhesion.
UCCUUCUAAUGAGUGAGUCAAGCAAGAAGUAAACCCAAGCAAGGAAAGGAGCAAGGCAAGAGCAGCGGUCACUUUGCCCAUUGAUUGUCGCCGCGGGAUAAUGCGAGUGCGGCUCUUUUCGUGACAUUUCAGCCGUGCACAUCGAAAAUUCAGCAGUGCCAUCAGAAAAAAGCCUAGCCAUGAAGCACUUUUUGCUCGCGUCUCUUCUGCUCCUCUGGGUUGGCGCCUCACACCAGCAGCAGCAGAUCCUCGCACCCGAAAAAUUGGUCGUGCAGAACCCCUGCGUCUCAAAACAGACCUGCGGAGAUUGCAUCCAAACGCCCACCUGCGCCUGGUGCUCACAGCCGAAUUUCGGCAAUGGAACCAACGUGAAACGCUGCUUCCAGCCAGAAGGAAGUGACCGCAGCAAGUUCCAAUGCAAGCGGGAAUUCAUCGUCAACCCUGACAAUGUGUACACUGUACUCAUGUCCAAGGAGCUGUCCAAAGCCAAAGAAGGUUCCGAGUCGGUGCAGGUACACCCGCAGAGGGUCAGCCUUAAACUCCGAAUAGCCGAGGCGUACCGCUUCACAAUGGACUACGCACAGGCCGAAGAUUAUCCGGUUGACCUUUAUUAUUUGAUGGACUUGUCCAAGUCCAUGGAGGAUGACAAGGACAAGCUGUCCGAACUUGGAGACUUGCUGGCCGAGGCUAUGCAGAACAUAACUUCUAACUUCCGUCUUGGCUUCGGGAGCUUCGUCGACAAAGUGGUCAUGCCUUACGUGAGCACUGUCCCCAAGAAAUUACAGGCACCGUGCGAUGGUUGCGAAGCGCCGUACGGUUUCCGUAACCACAUGACCCUUGAUGAUGACACUGGCAGGUUUGCUGGUGAAGUGAAAAAGGCGGCCGUUUCUGGCAACCUUGACGCUCCAGAGGGAGGUUUUGACGCCAUCAUGCAGGCUGUCGUCUGCCGUGAUCAGAUUGGAUGGCGUGAAAAGGCCCGACGUCUCUUGGUUUUCUCAACAGAUGCUGGAUUCCAUUACGCUGGAGAUGGAAAACUUGGUGGAAUUGUGAAGCCAAACGAUGGCGAGUGCCAUUUGGACCAGGCUGGCAUGUACACCCACUCGACCCUGCAGGACUAUCCCUCCAUCUCGCAGGUCAACCUGAAGGUCAAGCAGAACGCAAUCAACGUCAUCUUUGCCGUCACAGCCAACCAGAUCAACAUCUAUGACAAACUCAAGGACAACAUUGAAGGCGCCUCUUCCGGAACUCUUUCCGACGAUUCUGCUAACGUGGUUGAACUUGUUAGGGAGCAAUAUGGCAAAAUCUCCUCGUCCGUUGAAAUCAAGGACAACGCCACAAGUGCUGUCAAGGUCACCUACUACUCGAGUUGCCUGACCCCUGGCCCUCUGAAGCAGACCAACAAGUGUGACGGGCUGAAAGUUGGCACGAAAGUGAGCUUCGUGAUUGAGAUCGAGGUGACCAGCUGCCCCAAGGACCGCAAAGAGUGGAAUCAGAUCCUGCAGGUCUAUCCAGUCGGCAUCAACGAGAGUCUCAUUGUUGAUUUGGAAAUGCUGUGCGACUGUCCCUGCGAAAACCCUGGGAAUCCCGGCUACAAGCAGAAUGCUAAGGAGUGCUCGUACUCGGGCACCUACAAGUGUGGCGUUUGUGAAUGUGACGAUUCUCAUUUUGGCCGUAAAUGUGAGUGCAACAGUGAGAACGCCCACGGCACCAAGGAUCUGACCUCCAGCUGCAGACCCGACAACUACACUACGGUCGACUGUUCAGGUCGAGGCAGCUGCGUCUGUGGUGUUUGCGAAUGUGAAGCCAGACAAAACCCAGAAGAGAGCAUCUCUGGUCCUUUCUGCGAGUGUGACAACUUCUCGUGCGACAGACACAACGGUCUGCUGUGCUCAGGGCCGGACCAUGGUACCUGUGUCUGCGGCUCUUGCCAGUGCAACGCUGGCUGGACAGGCAAGUCUUGCGACUGCAAAAUCUCACAAGACACCUGUAUUCCACCUGGAGGAGGAGAGAUCUGUUCUGGCAAGGGUUCUUGCGAGUGUGGCGUCUGCAAGUGCUUUGAAGAUGCUGAAAAGGGCAGAUACUUUGGACGCUACUGCGAGAAGUGCAAUACUUGCACCGGUCGCUGCAACGAGUUUAAGGAAUGCGUUCAGUGCCAGGUUUACAAGACUGGGUCUUUUGACGAGGAGGCUUGCAGACAAAAUUGCACAACUUUUGUACCUUCGGUUGUUGACGAAGUCACUGCUAAUGAAGAGGAGGAUGAGUACCUGUGCCGGUUUUACGAUGAGGACGAUUGCCGCUUUGCCUACGUGUACUCGUGGGACGAGGCCGGAAAGAUUGUGGUGCGCGCCCAGGAACACCGUGACUGCCCUCCUCAGAUCUACAUCCUUGGUAUUGUAUUGGGUGUGAUUGGAGCAAUCGUGCUAAUUGGUCUGGCUCUUCUGCUCUUGUGGAAGCUUCUUACCACAAUCCAUGACAGACGCGAGUUUGCCAAGUUUGAAAACGAACGCAUGAUGGCCAAAUGGGAUACAGGUGAGAAUCCCAUCUAUAAGCAGGCGACGUCCACCUUCAAGAAUCCCACUUAUGCCGGGAAGUGAAUUAAACAUUUUUAAUGACUAAUUGCAAUUGUGUUGCCUAAAUUCUAAUUUGGUUUGAUAGUCAGUGUGUGCGUCGAUUAGGUUGUCAGGUGCUUAUGCAGGUUAAGAAUAACUAAAUACUUGCGCUCUCCCUCAGUCAAUUAUUACUCGUUAUUUUUCAUCUCUGCAUUAUUUUUUCGAGGUAAUUUAUUGUCUUCAGUGCCAUUUUUGUUCUAAAACGGUAUUUGUAUUAUUGUAAACGCCUUUAAACAAUAUUUGAGGAGUGCCUCCGAUGAAACGUGCUUUACACGUGCAGCUAAAUGAAUUGCCUUAGAGGAAACUUUCUGUCCUAAGAGAAAGACUAAAAAUUGGACUAUAUACUUACUAAAUCGUGUUGUUGUAACAAAAAUUAGAAUUUUGUCUAAUUAUUGCCAUCCGUGUCGUUUCGAUAUAUAUUUUGUAAGAGUUUUGCAUGAAUUAUUAUUGAAUGGAAUGGAAUGUAUGUCUAGCAUUAUAUUUAGAGCAGAGGUUCUUGUCUUGCUGAGGAAAAUGUGCAAGAGAAUUGAAAACUCACUGCCAGCAGUUGACUCGAAGAUAGCAGGAUCUUAUUUUAAAUUUAAGUCCUCAGAGGAUGAUUCAAAUUGUUUUUGUGAUUUCUCUCUUUUGAAUGCACAGUAUACCCUUCCGUCUGAACUUAUAUGUUAACACAAAAAGGUGCUAAUUUUAAAAAUUGAACGAUUUACUGAGGUAUGUUUUUACUCUAAAUUAACUGAAUUUUAAAAUCAAAGACUAAUUUAGUUUACUCCGAAUAAAAAAGGAGAUGAAUGUUUGAGCACAAUGAAUUUUACGAAUCUGUAUAAAAAAUAAAGUAUUAAUGAGA